Phytophthora sojae is the source of this 582-nucleotide messenger RNA. RefSeq lists its product as hypothetical. Bases 1 to 384 code for a protein of 127 amino acids. The transcript has a single exon. NCBI's taxonomy places the organism in Eukaryota, Oomycota, Peronosporomycetes, Peronosporales, Peronosporaceae. The record is from RefSeq and is a predicted model, not a curated record.
AUGCGCUUCAGCCAGUUGCUCCUCCUGGUGGUCGCCACCUUCGUCGUCUGCUGCAGCCCCGUCACGACUGCUGAGGACGCGGUUCAGAUCAACAACCAAGCGAUCGAGUCCACCCACGAACUCUCUACUGCAUCCCGCCACAAUCUCAAGGGAGCCAAGAGUGUUGCUGACACGGAUGCUGAUAGUGAGGAGAGAGCCAUCACGACCCCAAGCUUCGCCCAGUUCACGGGUGCGCUCAAGCUCCCCAAGUUCAGCGGCUUCUCGAAGCUUCCCGUUAUCAAGCAAGUCAACGCGAUUCGCAAGAAAUUCGGCAAGAAGAUCGCCGACCGCUACAUCCAGCGGAUGAAGAAGCGCUACGAAGACAACCCGCAAAAUCACAUUUAGAAAAGUGAUGCCAGGCGUCAACGCAAUUGUUAGUUAAAAUGAUUGCAGGGCUACAGCGAUAUGCUUACAAAGAACAAGUACUCCGGGGGUAAAACACUUUGUAAUAACCAAGAAGGCGAACUCACCGCUCUACUACUACAAGUCGUAGCACAUGAUCCGACGUACACUUGGAGAAUGAAGCUAUUCGAAAUAAAUAAU